AUGCUGAAGGUUCAGACAGACGCCCUGGCAGACUUGCACCUCAAGAUCAAGAACAUCCAAGACACCGCCCACAAAGUUGGCGAAUUUGCCAAUCAAAUCCGGGGAAUCGAGGUCGAGCUGGGGGAAGCCAAGAAAGCUGCGGAACAGAUUGUGGGUGCAAACACAGGCAUGGGUGAGUUGGCGAAGGAGGUGGCAACCAUCAAGGCCAAGGCCGCGGAGCAGCAAUCUGACCUCAUAUUGGCGAAGGAUGCUGUCGACAAGCUGAUCCCCACCAAUGCGAGCAUCGGCAUUGGCAUGGCUUUGCUGGCUUUGCCGUGCAAGCAGGAGAUCCGUACCAAGUUGAGUUCACGGUGGAGGCGGGCGAGACGAUGGGAGCCCCCGUGGCAUACUGCUUUCCUCUGA
This is a messenger RNA of Symbiodinium natans, 402 nucleotides long. The record is from the annotation of a GenBank genome assembly. Lineage: Eukaryota; Dinophyceae; Suessiales; Symbiodiniaceae.